Messenger RNA from Penicillium verrucosum, 1071 nucleotides. RefSeq names its product allantoicase. The coding region runs from base 1 to 1071 and encodes 356 amino acids. The transcript has a single exon. Gene Ontology annotation, molecular function: allantoicase activity. The record is from RefSeq and is a predicted model, not a curated record. Gene Ontology annotation, biological process: allantoin catabolic process. Lineage: Eukaryota; Fungi; Ascomycota; Eurotiomycetes; Eurotiales; Aspergillaceae.
AUGCAAGUUGCAGCUACCGAUAUCGACCAGGUGUUUGCACACACUACCAACCUAGCCUCGUGCAGCCUAAACAGCAAGAUCCUAGCCUGCUCAAACGACUACUUCGCUUCAGCCAAUAACCUCCUAACCCCCACUCCCUCAAUCUCACGCCCAGGCGUCUUCGUUCACACCGGUGCCUGGUACGAUGGCUGGGAGACCCGUCGACACAACCCAGAUCCCUACGACUGGGCCGUAAUCAAGCUCGGCGUUGCCGCAGCCUCCAUCCACGGCGUCGAGGUAGACACCGCACACUUCAUCGGCAACUAUGGCGAGAAGGCAGAGCUACAAGCUACACACGCGCCGGAAGGCAGUGGUAUCACAGAUGCCCAAAUCGCAGACCCCAGCUUCGCCGGCUGGAAGACUCUUCUCCCCGCUUCGCCUUGCGGUCCUUCACAGCGCCACGGAUGGAAGUUCGACGCCGAGGUCACCAAAACUCCAUACACUCACUUCCGUCUCCUGAUGUACCCCGACGGUGGCUUCGCCCGUCUCCGUCUUUACGGUCACGCUAUCCCCCCUCCUGCCCCGGCCGUCCAGGCUGUCUCGGCACCCGUUGAAGAGCUCUCGUCUGCUCUCAAUGGAGGUGUGGCUCUUGCUGCCUCGGACGAGCAUUUCACUCCCUCCUCUAAUAUCCUGCUUCCUGGUCGUGGAAAGGAUAUGGGUGAUGGAUGGGAGACUGCUCGCUCGCGCGCUGCUGGCCAUGUCGACUGGGCUAUUGUUAAGCUGGGUCUUGUUGGCUCGGUCUCCAAGGUUGUUGUUGACACCAAGGACUUCCGUGGAAACUUCCCUCGUGCUGUCCGCGUGCAUGGCUUGGUUGCUGGCGCUGGUGGUGACGGGUGUCCCCCCGCCAACAACGCCAACUGGGUUGAGAUCGUCAAGGGUGACAAGCGCUGCCAGGCAGAUACCGAGCAUGUCUUUGGGCCUGAUGACCUCACUGCUGGCGGUGAGGAUACUCGGGUGUUCAGCCAUGUCAAGCUGACCCUUGUUCCCGAUGGUGGUGUCAAGCGAUUCCGUAUAUUUGGUCGUCGCUCUUAG